This is a messenger RNA of Talaromyces stipitatus ATCC 10500, 2007 nucleotides long. Its product is annotated as potassium ion channel Yvc1, putative. The transcript has 5 exons. Bases 48 to 1940 code for a protein of 630 amino acids. The record is from RefSeq and is a predicted model, not a curated record. Lineage: Eukaryota; Fungi; Ascomycota; Eurotiomycetes; Eurotiales; Trichocomaceae.
GAGCCAGUUCUCGAUAUCCUUCAGGUUAUUGUUAAUUGUAUACUAUCAUGGGAUUCUGGUCGUCCCUUUUCGAGAACAGGGCAAAUGCCCUGAACCGCUUACACGCAGAGCGGCGCCCAUUGCUUCCUGCUUACACUGCCGAUGAGAUUACCCCUGCGCUACCUGCAAAGGAGGUUACGAAGAUUGCUCUGCGUCUCAAAUAUCAGAUUGAACAGGUCAUUCCAUAUGAAUUGGAACAGUCGGUCAUCACCAAUCCCAAUAGCAACGUCAUAACCAAAAGUGUCAUUCACACCGCAAGGCAAGCUGGUGGAGAGGAAUACCGUGCCUGUAUCUUGUUCUGCCUGUUGGUCUGUCAGAAGUGGUUUCAUACUGAAGGUUUGCACGCGUUAUGGGACUCACCGCUGUGUGAUUGCCGAGCCCUUGCAUGCCAGGUUAUCGCCAAAAAAAUAAUUGAAACCGAAGGAGACCAGGAAUGGCUCCACAAAGAAGCGCUUCUGAAACGUUACUCUAUCCUUCGCAAAGGCGAAGUUACACCCCCUGUAAACGUGGUUGAGCGUGCCGUAGAUAUGCACGCUUUAUAUGUCAUUGGUUCGUCGGGAUAUCAGAAAUGUCUCCAGGGCUUGUGGAGAGGCUGGCUAGUGCAAGAUGAGCGAGAACCGUCCCAGUUCGUCGAUUAUAAAAACAAGAUAAACACAAGUUACUGGGCGCAUUUCGAUCCGGACCGUAUGCGAGUUCCGCUAUAUCAAAAUGCACUUUUGAUAUUCUUCUCGUUACUCUACCUGGCACUCUAUACGAAUGUGAUCAACACAGUCAAUCCCGACGGUGAUAUCGACGUUGCUGAAGGUAUCCUCUACACGAUGACACUCUCGUAUCUAUGCGACGAGUUCGCGAAGAUCAUAAAGAUCGGCAAAUAUUAUAUUGGAUUCUGGAAUGUUUUCAACUUUACACUUUUCAGCUUGUUGGCAGUUUCGUUUAUUUUACGCAUGGCCGCCCUGGCUCACUCAACAGAUGUGGACGAUGCUCAGCGCCGUCAUCUCAAUCAAAUGAGCUAUAACUUCCUAGCAUUCACGGCACCGAUGUUCUGGAUGCGUCUCCUUCUGUUCCUCGACACGUUCCGUUUCUUUGGGGCUAUGUUAGUCGUUCUCAAGGUCAUGAUGAAGGAGAGCUUGAUAUUUUUUGCUCUUCUUUUCGUGGUCCUAGUAGGAUUCUUCCAGGGGUUCAUUGGCUUGAAUAAUACCGACCUCGCUGUGCCUGUCACUAGCAAGAUUUUGAAGGGAAUGGCCAACAGCAUCAUGCAAAGCCCUGAUUUUGACGCUUUUGAGGAUUUUGCGCCCCCUUUUGGGAUACUACUAUACUACGUUUUCAAUUUUAUUGUAAUGAUUGUUUUGUUGAAUAUCCUCAUCGCUCUAUACAACAGUUCUUACGAAGAUAUUUCCGGCAAUGCAGACGAUGAGUAUAUGGCGUUAUUCUCUGCCAGAACACUUCAAUACGUGCGAGCUCCAGACGAGAACGUCUUCAUUCCUCCCUUCAACCUCAUCGAAAUCCUCUUCCUAAUUCUCCCAUUCGAAUGGUGGCUAUCAACAAAAUCAUACGAACGUCUCAACGACAUAGUCAUGUCCAUAAUCUACUUCCCUCUACUCCUCGUCACUUCAUACCUCGAAACCAGAGACGCGCGCUGGAUCCGCUGGAACCGGCGGCACGGCGAAGCAGACGACACAAUUCGUCAGGAAUGGGAAGAUCUCGCCCAUGAAGUUGGAUUUGAUGGCCUCGAUGAAAGUGAUGAAUGGGUCGUGACUGUGAAGCGGACGAAGCCGAAUGUGGAUGUUACUGCUGUGGAGCUGGGGAUUAGAGAGCUUAAGGAGCAGGUUAGGCAGUUGACUGAGGCGGUUAAGGCUUUGAUGGAGGAGAAGGAGAAAUCGGUUCUUGAGGGGUCUCAGUAGUUUGGUUGUUUAUUGGCGUUGGGUUCUGUGAACAGUGCUAAUGAUCAUUUUGUCCAUAUAUAAAUUU